GGCGCUAAUAGCGUGAGCUCAGUGGAUGUGUAGCAUGAGCUGGAAUAAGGUGUUUUAGGCGCGCCGCAGAUAAUUAAUUUAUAAUCUAACAACAAUGACUUUGGUUUAUUAUUUGAGAGGGUUUAUCAACGAGAGACUAACUGCUGCUGUUGAAGAAAUAUUCGGAGUUUUAGAGAAAACUAUCGUCGAGUACGAAGAAGAGAUCGACCGUCAGCGCAGACUGUUGGAUAUAGCUUGGAAACCGGAAAUAAAGUUACACAGAAUAGAGCUCCCACAGCAACAUGUCUGUAAGGAGGAGGAGGUUGUCGCUGAGCAGCAGCUCUCUAUUGAGGAGAGGAACUCCAGUGUGGACCAAGAGGAGCCAGAGCCUCCAGAGAUUAAAGAGGAAGAGGAGGAACUGUGCAGCAGUCAGGAGGGAGAGCAGCUUGAAGUGAAGCAGGAGACUGAUGACUUUAUGUUGAUUCCUCCUUAUGAAGAAAGUGACCACAGUGAAGAUGAGUCUCUCAACGUUAGUAUCAGUGAAUCUCUAAAUGUGGUUGAGGAAAACUUCAUAAACUACAUUCUUAUUAAAAACUAUGUGGUCCCAGAACCAGACAGUGACCACCAGCUCCUCUCUCACAACUCUCAUGAAGCUGGGAGUCGACAUCAGGUAGACGGCAAGCAUAGAGACUCAGGUUCAACUAGAAAUGCAGAGCAAACACAACAAAAUCACAACAGCAACAGUCACAUGAACACUGUAUAUAUCCCUACGGUAUCAACAAUUCACAGUAAUACACACACAGGUGAAAUGUCUCUCGAAUGUGACACAUGUGGGAAAGAUUUCCCAUGUAGGUCAGCUUUGCAGCUACACCUGCGAAGACACACAGGUGAGAAGCCAUAUCCUUGCAACACCUGUGGAAAAAGAUUCAUGCAGCCAUCAGUACUGAAGGCUCAUAUAAGAACACACACAGGUGAGAGGCCACAUGCUUGCAACACCUGUGGGAAAAGAUUCACUCAGCUGUCAGCGCUGAACGCUCACAAAAGAGUCCACACAGGUGAGAAGCCUUAUUCUUGCAAGACAUGCGGGAAAGAUUUCAGAUGUAGCAGUCACCUGAGAGUCCACACGAGAAUCCACACAGGUGAGAAGCCGUAUUCUUGCAACACCUGCGGGGAAAGAUUCUGUCGGACAACACAAUUGAAAUACCAUGCAAGAGUCCAUACAGGGGACAGACGCCAUGUUCAUGCAGCACCUGUGGAAAAGGUUUCGGAUGUAAUAGGGACUUGAUAGUCCACAAGACAGAAAACACUGGUGAGAAACCAUACGUUUGAAAGAUUUGAGUGAAAAGAUUCAUCUCUCUUGGCAAAGAUUGUGAAAUCUCAGAUGUUAAGGCUGAGAAACUCCUAGUCUUUUCUUUUUUGUCUGCAGUAGGUCAUUAUAAAUAAAAUAAAUAAUGCAGUGAUCAGCAUUUUUUUUAUCUUGUGUAUUCAAACAUUAAAAGCUUUGUUUAAAAAAAUAGUUUGGAGGUAUUUUUUGAUUACCUUACUUUUAUGUUACUUGCAGGUCUGACUGCAUUUGUACAGGCAAGUUUAAGCUUUACAUUUACGUGAAAGGCCAUGGUUAAUGGUUGUAUCACUGUAAAUCGAGUGUGCAGAUAGGUCUGGCUAUGAGAGACUUGAUUUUUACCCACAAAUACUUCAAAAUAAGCUUACUGAACAUGAUGUCUAGGUAAAAUAUCCAUGAACAUGUAAACGAGGGGAAAAAAAAUUCACUCCACCUUGACUAGCUUUGACAAAAAUGCUGUUUACACAUCAAGGCCUGAGUGACACUGUCAGGUGUACUUCAACAUUUCAUACUUUUAAAUACAUUUUUGCUGUAUAAAUUUGACACGUUUAAUAACUUUAUGAAUGCACGGUUAUUUUAGUUUUUAAUUUUAAUGUUUAUUUGUAUAGGGACAAGUAUGUAGCAUACAUAAAUGCCACACACCACAGCAUUUAUAGCCUAAGCUAAUUUGCAAUGCCUGUUUUGUGUAAAACUUAUCCACAUACUGUGAGAUUUAUACAUACCAAAGCAUUCAUAUCUAGUCAUGUAGUGAAUACAUGUCACCUCUGAUCUGGUAACAUUAUUGGGAAUACUAAUACUAAUAUUACAUUUGAGGGAAGAAGACGAGUUUUGAACAAAGACGUUGAGGCGAGGUCCGGAGUCAGAAGCCAGAAGCUUUAAGUGGAACCACUAAAUUACUAAAUUUGUUUACACAUUUGGUUACAUUGUACAUGGUGUUAUUGUGAAUUAUACUACCCUGUGUUGAGUAAGUCCUUCCACUCCUGAUAAGAUGUUUCAAAUGUAUGUUUCAAAUAACUUCACAAGACAUCUGUUAAGUUAAAAAUGUCAUCACACACCUGUAAUGCAUGCACAUAUGUUUUGGUCAUCGCUGCAUAACUACUGGGACUGCAAUUUCCAACACUUUGUCAGAGGUACAAGAUUUACAGCUCCUAAUGCCAUUAUAGCCCUGUUUGGCAUCUCUCAGUCUCCUUUGCCGAAGCUUGGAGCAGAUCUUGUAGUGUUUGUUACAUUAUUGGCUUGACACCUAAUAUUAAUGAGAUGGAAAUCACCAACACCGCUUUCCCACACUUUAUGGAUAAAAGAGAUUAUCAGUAAUUUACAGCUUGAGAGAGUCCGAUAUAAAUUGAAAGGCUUUCCCAGGAAAUUUAAAAUGAUGUCGGAUGUCAAUUUUUGUAUCCAUAUCUUUUGUCUUAGACUUUAAGAGCAAGCUUAUUGUUCACUGUUACAAUGGGGAGUUUUUUUGUUUGCUGGUUGGUUUUCUUUCAUUCUGCACUAUUAUGUCACACUGUCAUUCACAAGUACUUAAAACUGUUGUCAACUUGUAUGUAAAAAAUCAAUAAUCAAACUUAAUAAUAUAAAAAAAGAAAUCCGUUCAGUUUAAUUGUCCAGAGAAAAACUAACCCAAUUUCGCUGUGAAAUGAAGCAUGAUGGAUGUACAACGUUUAGUGAAACAUCUGUUCUGGAAAUGUAUACAUACCUGUAAACUGUGGCAAGAUAUCUGUGGAUUUAUGUUGGAGAAUAUAAUCUGUAACUUUGAUCAUUUACUGGAAAAUGUAUUCUUUUUGUUUUGUUUGUUUGUUUUUUUUUCGUACAAAAAAGAGUAUUUUGUAAUUAAUCUUAUUAUUUUUAUUGCCAAGUUUUACAUUCAUAAAUGUAAAGUUAGCCGUACAAAACCUCUCUUUAUUGUUUUUUAAAAAAGAAAUGGGUUUAUAUUUUAAAAUAAUAUC
This is a messenger RNA of Epinephelus lanceolatus (giant grouper), 3267 nucleotides long. NCBI's taxonomy places the organism in Eukaryota, Metazoa, Chordata, Actinopteri, Perciformes, Serranidae. The record is from RefSeq and is a predicted model, not a curated record.